AUGUUAUCAAUGAGUUUUAUCAUUUCAGAUAUGAUGCAUUCGAGGAGAGGACAGUAUCAAAUGCAAAACCAAGACUUGUUCAGAUAUGCACCAAUUACAAAAGCAUGGCUGUUGAUCACAUUACUCAGUUCCGUUAUCUGUAUGUAUUUAAGUAUUAAUGAUUUUGAUUUUUGGAUUGCUCCAUCAUUGGGAAAUAUCACCUCUAUUAAAGGCAUAAUUUCAUCAAAAUUAGUUUUUCGAACUCCUUCAUCACUUAUAAGUGGAUUGAUUGUGUUAUAUUACGGUCGAUUGGUGGAACGCCGCUUCGGUUCCUGCAAAUUUAUGAACUUCAUUUUAUUCAAUUCUCUUCAUGCAACCGCUGUAGAGAUGGCUAUUUAUUUUAUUCUUUCACGGUUUUAUGGUUACAUCCCAUCAACUAUGUAUUUUGUUAUUGGACCAUAUGAUUUGCUCACUGCACUCUAUCUAUCAUAUGUAAAGGAGAUACCAUUGGUUCCGUAUGCCAGUAUAUUUGGCUUAUCAUUAUCAGUGCACAGCUUUCCGUUCAUUAUGUUUAUUCAGCUUCUUGCAUUGUCGAAGCCGAUUUUGAUUGCAUGUGCAGCGGGUGCUUCAAGUGUUCUCUUAUAUCCACAACUGUUUGCAAAAGUUAAUUUCUUGCCGGAAUUUCUUGUUCAGUUGUCUCAGUCCGCUUCAAAUCCGAUUGGUUGGCUGUUUCAGAAAUUUGCCGCUUGCGGUGAAUUUGGAAGAGAGGGAAGUGUUUUACCGAUAGCAGCAACGAUUGAGAGACAGAGAAUAGAUAUUCUAGAUAACUACGAAAGGAGAUUAAUGUUUGGGCAGAUGCAGCGUAUUUACAGGAGUGAACGAGCUCUUCCUAGUGGCGGCCAACUUCAGUUUUUGAAUCGAUUGUUGAGCAGGGCAUCCAACGGGAGUGCACUGUCUAACGAAGAUCAAGUUCGUCAACUUGUGGAUAUGGGCCUUGGAUCUCGGGAAGAUGUCAGAGAAGCUUUACAGCAAUGUAAUAAUGAUGCUUCUGAAGCGGCUAAUUUAUUAUUGCAUAAUAGACUUGAACGUAGCUAA
Molecule: messenger RNA, 1074 nt
Organism: Acanthocheilonema viteae
Lineage: Eukaryota; Metazoa; Nematoda; Chromadorea; Rhabditida; Onchocercidae
Source: the annotation of a GenBank genome assembly